Messenger RNA from Copidosoma floridanum, 1011 nucleotides. It is a transcript of the gene Atg5, whose product is annotated as autophagy protein 5. The record is from RefSeq and is a predicted model, not a curated record. Gene Ontology annotation, cellular component: phagophore; autophagosome; cytoplasm. Gene Ontology annotation, biological process: protein lipidation involved in autophagosome assembly; autophagy of mitochondrion; cellular response to nitrogen starvation. NCBI's taxonomy places the organism in Eukaryota, Metazoa, Arthropoda, Insecta, Hymenoptera, Encyrtidae. Gene Ontology annotation, molecular function: Atg8-family ligase activity.
AAUACUUAUCGACGAAAGUUGAAAACAUAACCCACAUACAACAUCCAAAUCAAUGUUAUUGCGUUUGACAUUACCUGUCGAAAUGUUUACCAAAGCUAAUUGUAUAUUGUGAUUCGGGUACACGUCAAUGAGUGUCCAACGAUUUUAUAAUGGCAAACGAUCGUGAAGUGUUGCGAGAAAUAUGGGAAGGCAAGAUUCCCGUUUGUUUUGAAUUGGACUCGGAAGAGAUCUACGGCCUACAGGCUCCCGAUCCUUUUUAUUUGAUGUUACCUCGACUUAGUUACUUUCCUCUCUGUACCGACAAGGUUAGAAAACACUUUUUGCGCCACAUUCAGCAAGAAAUCCAAGAUAAACAAGAAACUGAAAUGUGGCUGGAGUUUAAUGGUACUCCUCUCAAAUGGCAUCUGCCCAUUGGAGUGCUUAUGGAUCUCUAUCACAACGACAUUCAGUUGCCCUGGCACAUAACAGUUCACUUUGACAAGUAUCCUGAAGAUGUCCUAAUGCGCUGUCAAAACAAAGAUGUUGUGGAGUCAUAUUUUUUGUCUUGUGUCAAAGAAGCAGACGUCCUGAAGCAUCGAGGUCAAGUGGUGUCUGGUAUGCAAAAGAAGGAUCACAAUCAACUGUGGCUUGGACUCUUGAACGACAAGUUUGAUCAAUUUUGGGCUGUGAAUCGCAAACUGAUGGAACCCAGUGGUGAUGAAGGUUUCAAAUACAUACCUUUUAGAUGUUACAUUAGCGAAGAUAAAUAUGUACAAAAAUUGGUGAAGCCUGUUGGCGAGGAAGGUCAGAGAAAAACUCUAAAAAAUUUAUUAGACGAAACAUUUCCAGAUAGCGAACAAACAACUGUAGUGCGUACACAUGGAAUCAUUCCUCCGUUGGAUACACCUCUGCAAUGGUUAUCGGAGCACCUAAGUUAUCCAGAUAAUUUUAUCCAUUUAGUAUUAGCAACGUAACAUUAAGAAAAAAAAUCGUGUUGCUUCUGGUUGUUCUCACUGAUGAACUGAGAAGGAA